Colletotrichum truncatum is the source of this 1089-nucleotide messenger RNA. NCBI's taxonomy places the organism in Eukaryota, Fungi, Ascomycota, Sordariomycetes, Glomerellales, Glomerellaceae. The record is from RefSeq and is a predicted model, not a curated record.
AUGUCGACUGCUACUGCUGCGGACAGUGCCGCUCAGGCAGCUGCAACCGACGUUCGCUCGAACAAUGCAGUUGAUCAUGAAAUUUUCAUCCAGGCCGAUGACCAGAGCGACACUUCAUCUGUUGACUUGCAAAGCGUAGCUUCAUCAAGCACGAGUGUGACUAGCUCUAUGCUUGAUUAUCGUGUUGAGAAUGGCAGAACCUACCACCGAUACAAGGAUGGAAAAUAUAAUUUUCCCAACGAUGAGAGGGAGCUUGAUAGACUCGACAUGCAACACCACUUGUUCCUGCUUACUUUCAACAACAGGCUUGGAACUGCUCCACCAAACGAUCCUGGGGCCAAGGUCGGUCGAGUGUUGGAUGUGGGAACAGGUACUGGCAUCUGGGCUAUGGACUUUGGAGAUGAACAUCCUGAAGCCGAGGUUUACGGCAUCGACCUUUCCGCAACCCAGCCCGAGGUAACUGACUUAUCAAGUGCACCACCAAAUGUUAGAUUUGAGAUUGACGAUCUGGACGAGCCCUGGACCUUCUCAAAGCCUUUCGAUUACAUCCAUAGCCGCGGUAUGAACGCUUCGAUCAAGGACUGGGGAGAAUAUAUCCAGAAGUGUUACGAUAAUCUUGCCCCAGGUGGAUAUUUGGAGCUCAUUGAGCUUUAUUUCCUCCCUCUUAGUGAUGAUGGCACUCUGAAGUCAGACCACAAGAUUAUGAAAGCCAUUCGGCUUUUGGGAGAGGCUUCGCAAAAGUUGGGUCGGUCUGUCCAAGACGUCAAAGAAUUGAAGCCCGUGAUGAUUGAAAGCGGUUUCAAAGAUGUGGUCAUGGUUCAAUACAAAUGGCCCACCAAUGCCUGGCCAAAGGACAAGCGCUUCAAGGAGCUUGGUAUGUGGAGUAACGAAAACAUCUUGCAAGGCUGGGAGGGUGUCUGCAUGGCACCCUUUACAAGAGCUCUAGGGUGGACAAGGGAAGAAGUGUUGGUGUUGUUGGCUGAGACUCGCAAGGAGUUCAACGACACAAGCAUUCAUGCGUAUUUCUCCCUUUGGACAAUCUACGGAAGAAAACCCACCAACGAGGAAGCUGCAGCAGGCGAAAAAUAA